Dioscorea cayenensis subsp. rotundata (Guinea yam) is the source of this 1352-nucleotide messenger RNA. RefSeq names its product probable protein phosphatase methylesterase 1. Lineage: Eukaryota; Viridiplantae; Streptophyta; Magnoliopsida; Dioscoreales; Dioscoreaceae. The transcript has 13 exons. The record is from RefSeq and is a predicted model, not a curated record. Gene Ontology annotation, molecular function: protein methylesterase activity. Gene Ontology annotation, biological process: protein demethylation. Bases 51 to 1079 code for a protein of 342 amino acids.
CAUGAGUCUUCUUCUCCUUCGAGUUUGCCCAUCGCUUCUCUGAAGAUCCAAUGGAUUCAACGAACCUCUCCGCCCUCCCCGAGGACGCCGCCGACGAAGACCCACAGAGCCUCCCUUCAGCCUUCUCGCCGGCGUCCAUCCCUCCCCGCCCGGCGUCUCAGACUUCCAGUCAAAAGCAUUCACCCUUAGAAUGGUCAUCCUUUUUUGACAAAGAAGAAGAUGUUGCAAUUCCUUCUUCAAAUGAUGUAUUUCAUAUCUACUUAGCUGGAUCUGAAGGACCAGUUGUUUUCUGUCUUCAUGGAGGUGGUUAUUCAGGGCUAUCAUUUGCGCUGGCGGCAAGUAAGAUCAAAGAAAAGGCUCGGGUAGUAGCCAUGGACCUGAGAGGGCACGGGAAAUCAUCCACCAGUAAUGAUCUAGACUUGUCCAUUGAGACUUUAUCCAAUGAUGUUUUGGCUGUUCUGAAAGCGAUUUAUGGGGAUUCUCCACCUUCCAUUAUCCUUGUUGGCCACAGCAUGGGAGGCUCUGUGGCUAUACAUGCAGCUGCAAAGAGAGUGAUCACGAAUCUGCAAGGCCUUAUUGUUGUUGAUGUUGUAGAGGGAACAGCCAUGGCGUCAUUGAUCCAUAUGCAGAAAAUUCUAUCCAACAGAAUGCAAUAUUUCCCAACCAUAGAGAAGGCGAUUGAAUGGAGCGUCAAAGGUGGCUCAUUAAGAAAUGUGGACUCUGCUCGUGUAUCAGUUCCAUCAACGUUGAAAUAUGAUGAUUCAAAGAAAUGCUACACUUUCCGGAUCCCUCUAGAAGAAACAGAAGUAUACUGGAAGGGCUGGUAUGAAGGCCUUUCUGACAAAUUUUUGUCAUGCCCAGCACCGAAGCUUUUAAUGUUGGCUGGAACAGACAGAUUGGACAGAUCACUUACAAUUGGCCAGAUGCAAGGGAAGUUUCAACUAGUGGUUGUCCGCCAUACUGGACAUGCAAUUCAGGAAGAUGUCCCAGAGGAAUUUGCAUCAUAUGUAAUCAACUUCAUUUCACGCAACCGAAUUGGAUCCUGUGGUGUUGAGAUACCAGGCCUCCUUCAUCGGUAAAAAAGCAGCAAAAGAGUAACAAUUUUCAAGCACUCUAAAGCAAUGAUGCUAACAAAAUCAGAAACUGAGAAGAAGUGAGGGACAAUUUGCUGUUCAUUGAAUCCUGUUUUGUAUAGUGAGCAUGUUUUGUUCCAAAGUUUUUAGCCCCACAAAUGCAAACUGCUUACAAACCAAGGACAUGCCUAGCUUGUGGCCUGUGCAUUAGAAAACCAUAAAUUGUCCAUGUAUUUGAACAGGUGAUGCAUUUCAAUCUUGUCUUCUUUUUUUUUUUUU